AUGUCCAACGAUCGCACCUCCCCUAUCUCAGUCCCAAAUGCAGAGAAUCGACAGCGUCGGGGCUCUAUCGCCGAUAUCUUUUCCAAGCCGAGUAAUCCAUCCAAUACCCAUACUACAAAUCCGCAGCCAAACCAGCGUCGACUCUCGAUCACCACGCUAGGCCUCUCUGGUUCUCCCACACAAACCUCCGCCUUUGGAGGCAAUCGCGAUCUCCGCCGAGGCAGUCUCUCCAGCUCAAUGGGCUCCAAUUUUCCCACCGAAGACGCUGUCGAGGACGAGCAGGGAACCUCACCCAACUCACAGUUUGCGAGACGUGUCUCCUUCGGUGCACAGGCACUGCGUGAUGCUCGUGCAGGAAGCAUAGGCAAUGGCCCACGCCGUUCUCCGCCGGCUGGCUCGGCCAUCAUUGCUACCCGAUCUUCCGCAAGUAUCUCAACUUCUCCUCAGGAUGAGAGAUCUAACACAUCCCGCCGACCCUUAGGCGAAGGCUUUAAUUGGUCAGAGGCCCUCCGCUCCCGUGCUGAGCGUGCCCCCUCCCUCGGGGGGCCCGUCUCCCCCCAGGCAAGCCAGCGCUCCCACGGUUACCACCAGCGUGCCGCCUCCAUUGCGUCCAUGGAGCAGCCAGGCCGGGAAAUCCCCCGCCAGCCCAAGCAGAAUAAGCCGGAUUUCUUUCAGGAGAAGAUCCUGAGAGGUGACUUUAUGGAUUAG
Molecule: messenger RNA, 708 nt
Organism: Penicillium paradoxum
Lineage: Eukaryota; Fungi; Ascomycota; Eurotiomycetes; Eurotiales; Aspergillaceae
Exons: 2
Coding region: 1-708 (235 amino acids)
Source: RefSeq, a predicted model, not a curated record